AUGUCCACCCGGUACCACCAGGCAGCUGCUGAUGGCAAUCUGGAAUUACUGAAAGAAGCAACCAGAAAAGAUCUUAACUCUUCGGAUGUGGACGGGAUGACACCUGCUCAGGUGGUAGCUUAUCAUGGCAACCUAGAAGCUCUCGAAAUUAUUUGCAGACGAGGAGGUGAUCCAGAUAAAUGUGACAUUUGGGGGAACACCCCUCUGCAUCACGCAGCCUCCAAUGGCCAUGCCCACUGCAUUUCCUUCUUAAUCAAUUUUGGCGCUAAUGUCUUUGCCCUGGAUAAUGACAUGCAUUCCCCCCUUGACGUGGCUGCCAGCAGGAAUCAAUUUGAAUGUGUCCGAAUUCUAGACAACGCUGCUACUGAGAAGCAGGUAAAGAACCCCAAGAGGGUCUCCAGGCUGAAGGCCCAGGCCCAGCGAGAUGCAGAAAGGCAGAUCCGGGAAUGUGAAAGACGCCAACAGAAACACGAACAUGAAAUGGCUCGAAGUUUCCAAGGGGGAUCCGUACAUUCUGCAAAGGGAACUGGCAGGAAGGCAAAAGUGUCUAAUUUCUUCACACCGGGCUCACUAAACGCAUUGCCCAAACAUUUGAAAGAUACCUUCAAGCUGAAGGCAAAAAAGAAAGAGGAGAGUUUGCACAGUCAAGGAGCAGGGAGCACUGGCCAAGGGAAGGACAGUGCAGCAGGCCGAAUGGCUGUGAUGGAUGUAUUCCAUGAAAAGGAUGAGGAAGAACUAACAAAUCACUUUAAAAAAGGAGCCAGGUUUUCCAAUGAUGACGACGACGACGAUGAGCUGGCACAGAGGUCCAUUUUCAAUCGCCCUGGUCUUGGCAACCUUGUAUUCAGAAGCAAUUUGUCCACAGGCCAAAGCACUGAUGCAGUGUUUCCUGGCAAAGAAGGAGGUACUGUCAAAAUACCUGAAGAAUUGUUUCAGUUGAAAGAGCCCGAAACUGUUGGUGACCAAGAGGAAGAAAACAAUCUUGAAGAAUCUUGGAUUGAAGAAGAAAUUGGAUGGGAUGAUGACAACACGGAGACCACCCCACUCGAGGUCUUUUUAGCAUCUCAGAACCUGAAUGAAUUCCUUCCCAUCUUGAUGAGCGAAAACAUUGAUUUAGAAGCUCUCAUGCUUUGUUCAGACGAUGACCUGCGGAGCAUACAGAUACAGUUGGGCCCAAGGAAGAAGAUUCUCCAUGCCAUUGGCAGAAGAAAGCAGGUACUGGCAAGCCCUGGGAAGGCCGAAGAUACAGAACUAUAA
Messenger RNA from Varanus komodoensis (Komodo dragon), 1257 nucleotides. RefSeq names its product ankyrin repeat and sterile alpha motif domain containing 4B (gene ANKS4B). The coding region runs from base 1 to 1257 and encodes 418 amino acids. The record is from RefSeq and is a predicted model, not a curated record. Lineage: Eukaryota; Metazoa; Chordata; Lepidosauria; Squamata; Varanidae. The transcript is spliced from 2 exons. Gene Ontology annotation, molecular function: protein binding.